UUUUUGCUUUGUGAGCUCUGCUUUAAUUUUCAUCAUUGCAGCCACCAGAUCACGUUUUUUACUAGUGCCGAACCAACUACGUGAGAACAAUAAGAUGUCAGGUGAAACAGAAAGUUUAUCUAAUAGAGUAGAUGCGCUUUUUGAAUGUUUGAAUACAGUGCAAGCCCAUAUAAAGCGUGAAGAUUUGAAGAACAAACCUGGAAUGGUAAAAAUUUUUGAGGAGAUGCUUCAGCAAACACUUACAGAAGCGCUAAGUUUGCUGCCACAACUUGAAACCUCGAGGCACAACAUGUAUGAGAGAAAAAUUUUUAUGAACAGUUAUGUAGAUGCAUGCUCUCUGCUGGAAGUUCGUAAGGAGGAAUUGAAGAAAUCUGUAGAGGCGAUCACGCCAUCGACGAGUUCCGUGAAACAGGAUAACGGUGCUAAGUCACCCGGGAAGAACACCAUCAACAAGAUCAACAAGAAGGGAAUGGUAUUCCUUGCCCAGUUUCGCAAUAUUCUAUCGUUCGAAAGCUGCCCACAGCAGACGAAAUCCGAUCGUAUCCUGCGGCUCGUCGAAGAGAUCGAAAAGGCCAUUGACACCGCACGUGUGAUCGCCGGUGAAACUGAUGAAGAGGACAACUCGUUACUAGCCAAUGGAUUUCUAGUAUCGUUAGCAAUGAGCAAGUUGGACGAGGAUACUCGAGCGGAGGUGAUGAAGCACCAGGACCCUAGCAUCAUCCCGACCUGGACGGUUUUUCGUGAGCAGCUGAUGCGUUUGACGAAGGAUAUCAAUCCCCCUGAGUGAGCCACCGAUCGAGUUGCACGAAAUGAAUGCAGUAAUAAUGCAGAAGAACAUCAUGA
Messenger RNA from Anopheles darlingi, 843 nucleotides. RefSeq lists its product as uncharacterized. The transcript is spliced from 2 exons. NCBI's taxonomy places the organism in Eukaryota, Metazoa, Arthropoda, Insecta, Diptera, Culicidae. The record is from RefSeq and is a predicted model, not a curated record. The coding region runs from base 95 to 787 and encodes 230 amino acids.